Silurus meridionalis is the source of this 1543-nucleotide messenger RNA. RefSeq names its product tetraspanin 18a (gene tspan18a). The transcript has 9 exons. Lineage: Eukaryota; Metazoa; Chordata; Actinopteri; Siluriformes; Siluridae. Gene Ontology annotation, cellular component: membrane. Bases 257 to 1018 code for a protein of 253 amino acids. The record is from RefSeq and is a predicted model, not a curated record.
GAUACACACACACACACACACACACACUGAAUUCAAGGCUGAGCUUGCAGUGUCCGUGAGAUGAUCAGGAGCUACAGUGUGUUCACGCAGCCGCUACAUUUUCACACCAUUUAGAAGUUCCUCUGGGUUCCUCUGCAUUGUGGAACCUUGUUUUUUUCCUGGAGCGGAUUAAAGCACAUGAUACACAGACGAGGUGUGAGGAGAGCUUCUGAGAAACGUCACGGCUACCCUAGGGGAGAGACAUUUACAGGUACAUAUGGGGCAAGGAGACGCCUCUGCGAGAAGCACGGCCAUGGAGGGCGACUGUCUCAGCUGCAUCAAAUACCUCAUGUUCAUCUUUAACUUCUUCAUAUUCCUGGGUGGAUCGUUUUUACUUGGAGUGGGAAUCUGGGUGCUGGUGGAUCCUACAGGUUUUAGGGAGAUCGUAGCAGCCAAUACUUUGCUCUUCACUGGAGUCUACGUUAUCCUGGCCAUGGGCUCCAUGCUCUUCCUGCUCGGCUUCCUGGGCUGCUGUGGAGCCAUACGGGAAAACAAGUGUCUUCUGUUGUUUUUUUUCCUCCUCAUUCUCAUCAUAUUCCUGGCAGAGCUCGCUGCAGCCAUUUUGGCCUUCAUUUUCCGGGAGCAUCUCACCAGAGAUUAUUUCACCAAGGAGCUGAAAGCACAUUAUCAAGGCAGCAACAGCACUGAUGUCUUUACUACCACGUGGAACACUAUCAUGUUUACGUUCGAAUGCUGCGGUGUGAACAGUGCAGAUGAUUUCGAUCAGCAGAGCCUCUUCAGACAUCUGAACCCUGGCACAGCCUUUCCUGAGGUGUGCUGCCUGAGGAACGAGCAGCUGAUAAACAGGGAUGAGUGUCUCAGGGGCAACAUGCCUUUCCGCAUUAAGGGCUGCUAUUCGGCCGUGGUUGAUUACUUCGAGGCGUACAUCUACAUGGCCGGAGCUCUCGCUAUCGUCGUCCUGACAAUAGAGCUCUUCGCGAUGGUGUUCGCCAUGUGUUUGUUCCGAGGGAUUCAGUAAUCCAUGUCAUUCUACAGAAGGACAAUUCAAAAGACAAAUGGCUUAAAAAGAAAGCAUGCUUGUGUAUAUACUUCGUCUGUCUGUUUCUGAGGUGCCCACGGUGACCAAUUUGUACAGCUUCCCAGGAACGUCCCUGGUUUUGUGAAACGAAGGAGAGAAAAAAGAGCAGAAGUUUUCACUCCAGUGGUGACAUUGUGUUGUGAUUGAACACAGACGGAGGAAGAACUUGCACUGACGUCUGAAUGGAUAUUUAUAGAGAACAGUUCACGUUUGUACGGAAUUAAAUACGCGUUUUACCUUCUUCACCGCCGCUUCGUGCCACACUAAAACUCUCAGUGUGUGUGUGUGUGUGUGUGUGUGUGUGUGUGUGUGUGAUCAGAAGCCUACAUCUUCUAUAUCGUAAAGUGCUAUGUAUUGCAGUUGUGUAUAUUUCAUGUGGUUUUAGUAAUGUGUUGUAUGCAUUUGUACUUAUAUUCCUGAUACCUGUUAUAUGUGACAACGAUUGGUAUUAAAUGAAAAAUGAAA